AUGAAAACAUGUCCAAAGUAUCCAUUAAAUGUGUCUACUGACCCUACCCAAACAAUCUUAUCAUAUUCAACAACCGAGGGAAGUGGGCUGCUUUCAUUAAGUUCUAGGUUUAAUCCUGUUGCUUGUAGAAACGGAUUGGCUAAUUUUAUCAUUUUAGAUGAGAAACAAUUCAAAACAGUUGAAGGGGAUGGGUUUAAGUACUUUUGUAGGCAAAUGCAACCCCAAUUUUGUAUACCGUCAAGGAGAACCAUACCUAGGGACUGUUAUCAGUUAUAUCUUGAUGAGAAAGUGAGGUUGAAAGCGUUCUUUAAGUCUAAUUGUAGUAGAGGUGCAGUUACAACAGAUUGUUGGACUUCUGUCCAAAACCUAAAUUACUUGACCCUCACUGCCCAUUUUACCAAUAGAGAUUGGAAUUACCAAAAAAGAAUAAUAAGCUUUACGGUUAUUCCAAAUCAUCGGGGUAAAACUGUUGGUAAGAAGGUUGAGGACGUGUUGAAGGAGUAG
Molecule: messenger RNA, 504 nt
Organism: Lathyrus sativus (Indian pea)
Lineage: Eukaryota; Viridiplantae; Streptophyta; Magnoliopsida; Fabales; Fabaceae
Source: the annotation of a GenBank genome assembly